AUGGAGGCGGUGGUCGUCGACGCGGGCUCCAAGCUGCUCAAGGCCGGCAUCGCGGCGCCCGACCAGGCGCCCCCGCUGGUGAUGCCGUCGAAGAUGAAGGUGGAUGUGGAGGACCAGGAGCUGGCCGACGGCGCCGUGGUGGAGGAGGUGGUGCAGCCGGUGGUGCGCGGCUUCGUCAAGGACUGGGACGCCAUGGAGGACCUACUCAACUACGUCCUGUACAGGAACAUUGGGUGGGAGAUUGGGGACGAGGGCCAGAUUCUCUUCACCGAACCGCUCUUCACGCCAAAGACUCUUCGGGAGCAAUUGGUGCAGCUUAUGUUUGAAAAGUUCAAUGUUUCAGGCUUUUAUGCCUCUGAACAGGCUGUAUUGUCACUCUAUGCUGUUGGACGCAUUUCAGGAUGUACAGUUGACAUUGGGCAUGGGAAAAUAGAUAUUGCUCCAGUUUGUGAAGGAGCUGUUCAACACAUAGCUUCCAAGAGAUUAGAGAUUGGGGGAGUUGACUUGACAAAUCUGUUUGCACAAGAACUGAAAAAAUCCAAUCCAUCAGUAAACCUUGAUGUUUCUGAUGUUGAGAGGCUGAAAGAGCAGUAUGCAUGUUGCGCAGAAGAUCAGUUGGCUUUUGAAGCUAUAGGAAGCUCUUGCCAACCAGAAAAGCACACUCUUCCUGAUGGGCAGGUUAUAACAAUUGAAAAAGAGGGGUACAUUGUUGGUGAAGCUUUAUUUCAACCACAUAUAUUGGGCUUGGAAGAUUAUGGUAUCGUUCACCAGCUAGUUACUAGUGUCUCAAAUGUUUCAUCAGAGUACCAUCGUCAGCUGCUUGAAAAUACCAUGUUAUGUGGUGGCACCGCAUCAAUGACUGGCUUUGAGGACAGGUUCCAGAGAGAAGCAAAUCUGUCUGCUUCAGCAAUCUGUCCAUCACUUGUGAAGCCCCCUGAAUACAUGCCCGAGAACCUAGCAAGGUACUCGGCCUGGUUGGGUGGUGCGAUAUUGGCCAAGAUCGUUUUCCCUCAAAACCAGCAUGUCACCAAGGGCGAAGUUACUUCUGGUCAUUUGGAUGUUCACAAUUUGAUAAAACUAGUGGAAGGUGAAGUGAUGGAUUGUAACCGUCAGGACUCUUCAGAUAAAAUGCUAGCUGACGCUUAUGUAUGGAGUGAUGCAGGGGACCCCAAUCUUUACGGCGAAUGGGAUUUUGAGGAGUGGAAGAAACUGCAUAUGAAGGAUUUCCUUGCGAUGACGAAUGGUUUCAUGCAUGAACUCGAACAGCCUGAAUCCAAGACCAGGGUGGAGACCUACGAGUCAUUCAUGCAACAACAUGAACAGCCUGCGCCAGGGACCCAGGUUGAGGGUUGA
Miscanthus lutarioriparius is the source of this 1353-nucleotide messenger RNA. The record is from the annotation of a GenBank genome assembly. Lineage: Eukaryota; Viridiplantae; Streptophyta; Magnoliopsida; Poales; Poaceae.